Abrus precatorius (Indian licorice) is the source of this 1119-nucleotide messenger RNA. Its product is annotated as axial regulator YABBY 1. The transcript has 7 exons. Gene Ontology annotation, cellular component: nucleus. Lineage: Eukaryota; Viridiplantae; Streptophyta; Magnoliopsida; Fabales; Fabaceae. Gene Ontology annotation, biological process: multicellular organism development; regulation of leaf development; regulation of shoot apical meristem development. The record is from RefSeq and is a predicted model, not a curated record. Bases 257 to 895 code for a protein of 212 amino acids.
UAGGUGUAUUCGAUCCUUUAAUACAUAAGUGGCAUCUCUUCACCCUGUCUCUCUUUUCCCUUUCUUUCUUUGUUCUCUUCUCUCUCCCAAGCUAGUUAGCUUCUUAACAGUAACUCAGCAAUCAAGAGGAUCAGAUCCAUAGGAAGUUUAUCUGUCCAUCACCAAAAACUUCACUGAUCAGUCAAUCCCAUCAAUCAAAUCAAAUCAUCAGAAAGAAAGAAAGAAAAAAAAGGGAAUCAUCAAAAAGAGAAACAAUAUGUCCGCUUCAUCCACUUCCUUUUCACCGGACCAACACCUCUCUCCCUCAGACCAGCUCUGCUAUGUUCAUUGCAAUUUCUGUGACACUGUCCUCGCUGUGAGUGUUCCUUGCACCAGUUUGUUCAAGACUGUCACAGUGAGGUGUGGCCAUUGCACCAACCUUCUCUCAGUCAACAUGCGUGGACUACUUCUUCCUGCUGCUAAUCAGCUUCACCUUGGCCAUUCCUUCUUCACUCCUCAAAAUCUUUUGGAGGAGAUUCGAAAUGCGCCUUCAACAAACAUGAUGAUGAAUCAGCUCCCUAACCCUAAUGAUUUGGUCAUGAGCACCAUGAGAGGAGGACCUGAAGAAACCCCUAAGCCACCAUCAGCUAAUAGACCUCCAGAGAAGAGACAGAGAGUGCCAUCUGCUUACAACCGCUUCAUCAAGGAUGAGAUCCAACGAAUCAAAGCUGGGAAUCCUGAUAUAAGCCACAGAGAGGCCUUUAGUGCAGCUGCAAAGAAUUGGGCCCAUUUUCCACACAUUCAUUUCGGACUUAUGCCUGAUCAUCAACCCGUGAAGAAAGCUAAUGAAGCAGAGGACGUGCUCAUGAAAGAUGGGUUUUUCGCACCGGCUAAUGUAGGUGUCUCUCCCUACUAGAUGUGUUUACUGUGUAGGGCUUUGAGUGUCUCUAAUUAAGUAAUUGUACUAGGACUUUGUCGUAUGCAAAUUAAUGUUGUGCACUUGUGUUAGUGUUAGUACUUCUUAGUUGUUACAUGUUGUUAGUUUUAUGUUACAAUCAAUGGUGGGAGGGGAUUCUGACGAAGCUAGAUUAGUUCUUCUGAAAAUGAAGAUGGUUUAUUUCCUGUUGAACUGGUCCCAAA